Dissoconium aciculare CBS 342.82 is the source of this 3918-nucleotide messenger RNA. RefSeq lists its product as uncharacterized. The transcript is spliced from 2 exons. Lineage: Eukaryota; Fungi; Ascomycota; Dothideomycetes; Mycosphaerellales; Dissoconiaceae. The record is from RefSeq and is a predicted model, not a curated record. Bases 1 to 3918 code for a protein of 1305 amino acids.
AUGCCGGCACAGCGACCUCGGGCUUCAUUCGAGCCUAUUGCGCCAGACUUCGACCUCGACCGUCUUGUCGAGAACACUCCAAACUUCAGCUAUGUCGAUAGGAUAAACUGUGACAUGAUCGCUGAGCAAGGGCUUGCGCAAUUUGAAAAGCUGGUCUUAUUGCAUGUGAUACAAGGAGGGAAGCCCUUGAUCAUCGAUGGCUUUGAGCAGUAUCUGGAUCCAUGGACUUUCACUCAGAAAUGGCUUCGUGACAAUUGUGGCGACAAGGUCGAGAAUGCCCAAAAUCUUAUGGACAAGACGUCACUGCCGUUAACGCUACAGCACUAUCUGAAGAACAUGAGCAUCCUCGCCAAUCAAUUCUUUGACAAACCUCUAGCAUACAAAGAGAAGAAAAGGCAGCGCAUGUACCUAAAGGAUAUCGAUUGUCCACCAGUGUGGUGGGACAAGGUUCGAGAACACAUUCCGCCAGUCUUGGCUUACCUAAAUGAAAGUACAGGUGAGCUCGGCGGACCUGGUGCAGUCCCGGAUGUACAGAGUAGUGCUUUAGGCAACCGUCUCGGGCGAGGAGUUGCAAGAGCGGGCGACUUGAUGAGCUCUUUGCCUCCAGACAUGCGAGCUGAAAAUCUUAUGUGCUACAUUGGUCAUGAGGGCACUUUUACUCCGGCGCAUCGUGAAAUGUGUGCGUCUCUGGGUCACAACAUCAUGGUCGAGGCUUCAUCUACUAUCGGCGAGGACGGCCAGGUCGAGAAGCCUGGCUCCUCCAUCUGGUUCAUGACGGAAUCCAAAGAUCGACAUCUAGUCUCCGAGUAUUGGUUGAGUGUCCUAGGCCAUGACAUCGAGGUUGAAAAUCACUUUGCCCAGGUUGUCGCCUGGAAGAAGGCGCCCUUCUCAGUCUAUGUUGUUGAUCAAAAGCCGGGUGAUCUCAUCUUGAUACCACCUUUGGCCCCACACCAGGUAUGGAAUCGCGGGACCCGUACCAUGAAGGUCGCGUGGAAUCGAACAACCGUAGAGACGCUCGAAAUGGCACUCGAGGAAGCACUUCCACGUAGCCGUGUCGUGUGUCGCGACGAACAAUACAAAAACAAAGCGAUCAUCUACUACACGCUGCAGAAGUAUUUUAGCCUACUUACACAUGCGCACAUGCAAGCUACACGCAUGCCACCGGAGGCGGGUCACGCGUUCCUUUACACCGGAAAACUCAAGCAGCUGAUUAGAGAUUUCAAGAAACUGUUUGUUUUGUACAAGCAAAUAUUGCUCAGCGAAUCGUUCAAUCCUAGUGACCGCGAUUCGAACGCAGCCGAAUACAUCCCGUUCGAUUCAAACGUCACCUGUGCUUACUGUCGAUGCAAUAUCUUCAAUCGCUUCUUGACCUGUCCAGCAUGUAAGGAUGUGCUUGGUCAUCACGCGGACGAAGGUGGGGAGGGUGAUCCCUACGAUAUAUGCAUGGAAUGUUAUGCAAUGGGACGGUCCUGUGCAUGCUUGAGUAAUCUCAAAUGGGUCGAGCAAUUCAAGUGGAAGGAGCUCAACGCGCGAUACGAGACAUGGCGUCAACUAAUCAUUGCCCUCGACGGUGGUCAAAUCAAGAGCAAUACGCCAGGUACAUUUCAGGUAGAGCGCAGUCGUUUGAGCAAGAAAACUUUGGCCGAGAUCUGCAAGGAGCAGCUGAAGAGACGGCCGUUCAAAGACUUCAAUAAAGCACCGGGGCCGAAAGAUGACGACGAUGAUGACGAAGAGAUUGUAGUGGGUGAUGAUGGAUUGGUUAAGCGAAUCAAGAAGAAAAGAUCUAAAGCUUGGGAGAAGCAGAAUCAACCAUGCCAUGUCUGUUGCUACAGACACCCGAUAUGGAAAAUGGCAAACUGCACAACCUGUGAUCGAUGGUGGUGCUAUGGGACCUUAUUUCGUGGUUGGGACAAGAUGCCACAAGAUAUUAUGGCCGACACCGAUUGGUCUUGCCCUCACUGUCUGAAGAUCUGCUUUGCAGGAAAUUGCCGCAAAGAUCCCGAAAUGACUCCUUAUGAACCCAAAGGCACGCUACUUGGACACGACACGAAGAAGGUCGCAGACGUCCGUAGUGUGGAAGCCCUUGUCGAUUUCAGUGUCAGUAAUCUCAACUGGAUUAAAGGCGAUGAUCCAGAGGUGCGUACUGAAUCAACGCGAUUCAAGAAGGCCGAGGCGGAGGCCCGUAGAAGUAAGGAGGUCGACCACACUCUUCUCGACGACGACGAUGACGGCCUCGAAGUUACACAGCUUCGAAUGGAAGGCGACUCACCUCAGGACGACUUCGUCGAUCCUGCACUGGGUGGCAAUGUCAACGGCUACGCCGACAAUGAUGAUGGCGACGAUGCACUUGCACGUCGCUUGCAAGUCGCUACCUCAAAUUACCCGCAAAUGCCAUCAACAGGGCCUUACGCAACUUCACAUCAAGCCCCCAACGGAUAUGUGCCACUCGGAGGCGCUGAGCUUGGUGCUCCUCAUGCGCCGAUGUACCCUGCACCAGAGCAGAAUUCGUACAAUUACCUCUCCCAAAGUAUGGAUGCGGAGCAGCCAACAGUUCGUCCAUCUAAGCGACGUGCAGCCGAGGACGCUGAUGCCGACGGCGACGAGGAAGAUAUUGCUAUGCAGAAAGCGCCCAAAGCGAAGAAACCACGUCUGGCUGCAGCAGGAUUCAGGUCAUCUGACCUAGCCGAAGCAGCGACUGGACCAAGUGCAAGCAAAGCGAAGAAUGAAGCGCAACGGCAGUUCGAGCGUGAGAAAGAACGCAAGGCUCUCGACAAGGCCAAAGCCGAGGGAAGAUUCAUUCAAUUUUCUGCUGCACUACGGGGCAAAAAACGCAUUGUCAAACUCAGGGUUCCUGGACAUCAGCUUGCACAAGUCCUGGCCCAGCAGACUGCGAGAGCCGCGCUGAACAUUGGCGCCAAUGUGCCCGAUCCGGAGCCGGAGAAACCACCGGCUGAUCUGGGAGACAAUGCUGAUGACAAUGAUGUUCUGCUAAAAAGUGAUAUUCCCGUCAAGAAACCCAAGCCAUCGGGACAAUCACUUUAUGAGAAGGCCGUGCAGAGUGGCGCUAUCAUUACGAGCGUGACUAAGAAGGCUCGAGUACCUGUUGAAAAGGAUGACAGCUACAGUUAUAGAGAGCGUGUGCGGCUUCCAAGCGGAAAGCGGGUGACUGCUAUGUCUACUACAACAGUGCAAAAAAGCAAACGCAGGGGACCGGCAAAGAUUUAUGAGGAAGUUGAUGUCGGGAGUAGCGAUGACGAGCAAUCCAGAGACGACCCAGAUGAUGCAGAUUUUGGCAGUCUGACCUUUUCUGCUAUCAACCAAGUGUCUGCCGAGGACUCGGCUCGUAAGGCGCGUCACUCGUUACCUGGAAACCUUCAUGCAGCUGGUCAGCGAGAAGAGGAUGACAACAGCGAGCUGCCAGACGAGCUCCCUGGUGACAACCUUGCAAGCAGUCAUCGACCAAAGCCGCCAUUGCAUACCGCCACAAGCUCAAAGACAGCAGGCAAAAGACCGAGUAUGCGUCCGGCACAUGUUCCCAUCGCCACGUCGACCGCGGAUAUCGAUUCCGACGACGACGACGAGAACCUCGACGGUGACACCGACAUCGAUUCCUUCGUCGCAAGAGCUGCCAGUGGACAAUUCGGAGACGAGACGAUGCCUACGUCGUUCAAUGGGGCUUCCUCGGCCUCAAAACCUCGAGGCCGACCGAGGAAUAAGCCCAGCAAGACCCUCGGUCCUAAGAGCUCUGCGUCGUUCAAAGCAAAAGCACCCCCAGCGACCUUUCAGCACGAAACGCAGGUCAUCUCCGAUGGUGGCGAAAGUUCGGACGGUUUGGAGAAUAUGUUCGAGGAUAACAACCUAUCAAUUGAGGAACAGAACCGGUUGGCGAAAUUGCAGGUCCUGCAGGAGAUGAGUUGA